UGCCCUCCCACUUUGCGAUGUGAUACUGCCUUACUCAUGGCAGCUGUGUGUCAGGUUUAAAAGUUUAUUGACGAGGAAUCUAUAAUUACUUGUCGAAUCUAUAAUUAAGGAAAAAAAAGUACACACAAAAAUGUUUGUGAAUCUUUAAGAAUCAAAUCAAAGAGAAUUUGAGGUUUGGCAACGCAACGCUACUUUAGUGUGGGUCUUGUUUAUUCAUGUUUUUUUUUACAUUUUUAUGACUUCCCCUGCGGAGCAUAAAACAAAAGGGUUCUUUAUGUCGGGUUAAUCCAACAAAACUAAGUCAACAUACCUCACUCAGUAUAUAUGUACAUAUGUAUAUUUUAUAAAAUGUAUCUUACACAUCCACUUUACAUUCAUUUCAUAUAAGACUAUGUAGCAUACUUUAAGGCCAAAGGCUUAGUUAGUUUCUCAACCCAUCAGAUACUUUUCAUGUCGCCUGAUGCCCCAGUUUUUUGGGGUAGUUCGGUCAUUGUCAUUCCCUUUUAUCAGUUAAUAGACCGCAAUUGCGGCUUCCAUGCUCAAAAACAAGAAAAGCUUUUCGCAUUAUUUAAAAGAAGAGCAUUUUAAUGCUUAUUAAUCGGUUGGCACUCGAACAAUGGAUAGCGGCGAGGUGAAAAUAUCUUUGGAGGAUUCGCCCAGCUCCGGGGAAAGUUUCGCCAGUACAACCAGUGGUCCAUGUUGCGGUUCUGGCAGGGAUUUGGGUCAGGUGGAUGAGGGGGAUAAAGAGGAGGAGCAGUUCCCAUUGAGAGUCACCAAUGAAUUGCAAAAGUCCAAGAAAACAAACAAUAAAUGUUCCAGCGAUCUAUCUACAGGAAUUAGCUAUGCUGCCAACAAAAAUGUAGCUGAAGGCCUAAUGGAUAUAGCUUUGCUUUCGGCAAAUGCGAAUCAGUUGCGAUUCUUAAUUACUUAUAACGACAAAGCUUCCACGUACAUAUACAGCAUGAUUAUGGUGAUACUUUCCCUGGUGCUGCAGCUCUUUGUUGGAUUAAUGCUGAUCUUCAAACGACGUCUCAAGCGAUUUAAGAACCGAAGUUAUGAAAGGACCAACGAUCUGCUGGUAAUGGGAGUUUUCAUGAUCACAGUAAUCAACAUUCUGCUGGCCGCAUUUACCACGACGGAUGGAGGAGGCAGUCAAUAG
Messenger RNA from Drosophila yakuba, 1159 nucleotides. RefSeq names its product ninjurin-B. The record is from RefSeq and is a predicted model, not a curated record. Gene Ontology annotation, biological process: tissue regeneration; cell adhesion. Gene Ontology annotation, cellular component: membrane. Lineage: Eukaryota; Metazoa; Arthropoda; Insecta; Diptera; Drosophilidae. The transcript has 3 exons. The coding region runs from base 617 to 1159 and encodes 180 amino acids.